GGCGUCUGUGGUGGCGCAGAGAAGCAGGUCGGACAGUCAGUCCACACCACCUCCCUGGCAUCACCUCCGCCUCCUCUGGGCCUGGCAGAUGGGACCCUGCUGAGCGGGACAGAAGGAGGCCAGAGACGGUUUUGGUGGAGAAGACUGAAAUCGGAUGAUGUGCGUUGUGGGCGCGCGGCCCUUCGACAAACCAAUGCAGGCAUCACCUUCAGCUUCACCUGGUAUCCAAAGGCGGCACACACUACCUGCAAGCGAAGUUCGGCCGCUCAACGCGCAAGACGCAAUAAGCGUGUUUGAAAUCGAGCGAGAAGCGUUUAUCUCAGUGUCAGGUGAGUGUCCCCUCCACCUGGAUGAGGUGCGCCAUUUCCUCACACUGUGUCCGGAGCUGUCCAUGGGCUGGUUUGAGGAGGGUCGGCUGGUGGCGUUUAUCAUCGGCUCUCUCUGGGACCAGGACAGGCUCACUACAGAAGCGCUGACUCUGCACAAACCCUGCGGCUCUACCGUCCACAUCCACGUCCUGGCCGUCCACCGCACUUUCAGGCAGCAGGGCAAAGGUCCCAUUCUGAUGUGGCGCUACCUGCAGUACCUCCGCUGCCUGCCCAACGUGCGCCGGGCCGUACUGAUGUGUGAAGACUUUCUCAUUCCUUUCUACAGCAAAACUGGCUUCAAGGUGCUGGGGCGCUGUGCCAUCACCUUGGCCAACCUCACCUUCACGGAGAUGUCGUAUCCCAUCAGCGGCCACGCGUACAUGCGUCGCAACAGUGAAGCAAUCCGCUUCCCUGUGCCGCUAACAAAGGCCGAUGAACAUGCUGAUGUAUGACAAGCUGCUCUUCUUUCACUGAGAUGAACUAACUGCAGGUUGUCUUUCAUUCCAAAUCAGCGUAGUACUGUUUGUAGGACGUGUCAGGGUUUUUCUCCAGCUUUCAGUUUAUCUCUGAAAUUCUGUCAUCGUGUACGAUACAGAAAGUACGAUACGAUACGUGAUGUAUUAUAUGUGAUCCAACUCUCUUUGUCCUGCGUGUAUUACUCCCCAGUGGGAGGAGUAGAAUACUGUCAAUCGGACGGAUUUAACACUGAUGGUGUGUUGCAUUUGUGGUAGAAAUGUGGAUUUGUAGCUGCGUGUGUCCUGUUUAGCAUCUUUCUGAGCUUCCCACAGCUAUGUACUGACAUUAGCGACCAGGCUCAUGCAGCUCUACGGGGCUUUAGCUACUGUAAACACUUGAGGAUUUAAAAGGAUCCACUCAUCAGUUACCUGCAGAUCCAGUGAUCUUACUGCCAACCAACACAUGUACAGGCUUUGGUCAGGUGUUUCAGCUGUUCCAGUUUCUGUUGUGUGGGCUUUUUCCAAGUUUGUUUGCA
Molecule: messenger RNA, 1359 nt
Organism: Monopterus albus (swamp eel)
Lineage: Eukaryota; Metazoa; Chordata; Actinopteri; Synbranchiformes; Synbranchidae
Product: serotonin N-acetyltransferase-like
Exons: 4
Coding region: 155-820 (221 amino acids)
Biological process (GO): response to light stimulus; circadian rhythm
Cellular component (GO): cytoplasm
Molecular function (GO): aralkylamine N-acetyltransferase activity
Source: RefSeq, a predicted model, not a curated record